AUGUGCUGCCUGAACGAUAUUCGAACUCUUGGGCUCCCAAGUUAUCAUUAUAAUGAUGAGAAUGGGUCAUCUCGUUAUGUCGCUGGUCCCACUUGGCUCUUUUCAAAACACAUGCAUUCCAUAGAUUCACUGGAAGACAAGUUGGGAGGGGAGUAUUGGAGGCCACAGCCAGAUACCUAUUUCAUGGCUUUGACUGGCCAGGCAAGAAAGAUCGACAGCCUGUUUCCUGACAUUACGUCUGACUACUAUACCAACAACCAGACCAUCGCGGGGUUUUUCGAUCGACACUUUGAUGACGGGUCAGAACAUGCUGCGAAGAGGCCCAGAAUUUCAGAACCAGCGUUGGGUACGCCUACUAAAGCUGAAAUCGAAACACUUAUGGCACGCGCGGUAGCUUUGUCACGAGACUGGGAUGCCUUGACUGUCUACCUGGAAAACGACGAACCGACGACACAAGAAGCUAGACGGUUACUCUCUAAGGUGCAUCCAUUUGUUGCCAGCGUGGAGGUAGUGAGUACCAAUGCAAGUGACGGUAUUGGUAGUCUUGAAGACGUCUUGAGGCUUGCAUACGGGGCUGCCGGCCUUGAUCCACAGUCUGCGUUGAUCAGACACGAAAAGAACUGGGCAUCACAGAAGACUGUGUUUUACCAAUUCGGCCCGUCAGUCGAGCAAGCUAUCAAGGACAUCACUGUACUAAAGCCCCUUGAGGACGGUUUCAGAUUUGCUCUUCCCAGCAUUGGCAUCUUGAUGAGGUCUGCAUUAAUCCAAGACCAAAUCAGAAUCUACAAAGAUAUCAAGGCGCUUCUAGAUGAGGAAGCUUGA
Fusarium pseudograminearum CS3096 is the source of this 822-nucleotide messenger RNA. RefSeq lists its product as uncharacterized. NCBI's taxonomy places the organism in Eukaryota, Fungi, Ascomycota, Sordariomycetes, Hypocreales, Nectriaceae. Bases 1 to 822 code for a protein of 273 amino acids. The record is from RefSeq and is a predicted model, not a curated record. The transcript has a single exon.